AUGGCGGCCUUGAGCAGGUUCAUCUCCAGACUCUCCGACAAAUCUCACGCCUUCUUCGGAACCCUCAAGAAUCCGAAGGACUUCCAGUGGACGGAAGAAUGCGAAUCUGCUCUCCAAGAGCUAAAGUCAUAUCUCACAACUCCUCCUCUCCUAUCCAAGCCACUACACGGUGAAGUCCUGCUUCUAUAUCUAGCAGUCUCCGAACACGCUGUAAGCGCCGUCCUAGUUCGCGAGGAGGGAAACAAGCAGCUACCAAUCUAUUACGUAAGCAAGGCUCUCUUGGAUUCGGAAACCCGCUAUAGCCAUCUAGAGAGGCUGGCCUUAGCCCUGAUAGUCGCUGCUCGCAAGUUCCGACCCUACAUCCAGGCUCAUCCAAUCGUGGUUGUUACCUCCUUCCCUGUAAAAGUUGAUCCUCCACAAACCAGAAGUCUCCAGACGCCUAGCCAAAUGGGCCGUGGAACUAGGGGAGUCCUAGCAGACUUCAUGGCGGAAUUCUCCCCUGCCUUACUCCCAGCUUUUGAGCAAGAGGUACGCCUCCGAGGCGAAACUAAGGAAGAGGAAGAAUGGAUCCUGCACGUUGAUAGAUCUAGUAAUGUCAGAGGAGCUGGAGUGGGGAUAGUGCUUACCUCGCCAACGGGGAACACGGCCUCAAGGGCCAUGAGAUGCAACUUCAAAGCAACCAACAACGAGAGCGAGUAUGAGGCCCUAAUCGCAGGUCUAACCCUUGCCCACCAAAUGGGGGCAGAGAAUAUCCAAGUCUUCGGCAACUCCCAGCUGAUAAUCAACCAGGUACGGGGAGAGUACCAAGCAAAAGAUGACAGUAUGAUCCAAUAUCUGGUGGUCGCUCAGCGACUAAUCAAGAAGUUCAAGAGCUGCAAACUCACUCAAAUCCCCCGGGAACAAAACUCGCAAGACGAUGCCCUGGCUAAUCUAGGGUCCACCCUCGAAACAAACAGCCAGAUGAGUAUCCCCUUGCUCGUGCUCCAAUGGCCAGCUACCUUGGAGGAACCCCCGUCAGAGGAGGUCUCUGCCGUCGAAGAAGGCGAAACCUGGAUGACCCCCUUAGUCCGGUACCUGGAGGCCGACAUCCUCCCGGAGGACCGUAACGAGGCCAGGAAGAUCAAGAAGCGAGCCGUAAGGUAUUGUAUCUCCCAAGAGAAGCUGUACCGAAGAUCUUUCUCUGGCCCGUACCUGAGGUGUGUCACACCCCGAGAAGCCGCUAGAAUUCUUAUCGAACUACAUGAAGGAGAUUGUGGAUCCCACUCUAGCGGUAGAAGCCUAGUGCUCAGAGCCAGAAGGGCAGGUUACUACUGGCCCACGAUGGCCUCCGACGCCGACAGACAAACCAAGCACUGA
Molecule: messenger RNA, 1356 nt
Organism: Brassica napus (rape)
Lineage: Eukaryota; Viridiplantae; Streptophyta; Magnoliopsida; Brassicales; Brassicaceae
Exons: 2
Coding region: 1-1356 (451 amino acids)
Molecular function (GO): RNA-DNA hybrid ribonuclease activity; nucleic acid binding
Source: RefSeq, a predicted model, not a curated record